Messenger RNA from Ceutorhynchus assimilis (cabbage seed weevil), 642 nucleotides. Lineage: Eukaryota; Metazoa; Arthropoda; Insecta; Coleoptera; Curculionidae. The record is from the annotation of a GenBank genome assembly.
AUGCCCUCUUUGCAUAUUAAUUUGAGUGUGCUGAAUGAUUUCGAGAACAAUUCACUAAAAAACAGUUUUUCCUUGUCGUCACUCCAACACACACCAGGGGAAACAACACCAGAUAGAACAGUCAAACAUCGACGAUACAACAGUUUAACGAAAAACAGGGUAAAAGCAACAGCCAUUAGAAGAUCAUGGGGAAGUACUGCCAGCGAACACAAAGAGGAGUUCUGGUCUGCUUUACAGGCCAAUUACAACUUUAUAAUGGACAAUCAGCUUAUAGAUAAAUGCCAGGAACUCAAUGGAGAUUUAUCUAUAAACACUGGAACUUGGACUUUGAAAGAAUUUUAUGCCCAAUUCUCUGAACUGUAUUCAUGGUUAAAUACCGUUCAAGAGACAAUAUAUGGCAAAGAAGAAAAUAUAACAGACAAAGCUUUACGAGCACGUUGUGUUGACAAGGUACUCGAAAAAAGUUCAUCUCUGAAAUUGUUCAACGAUCAAGCUAGUCAACUAGUCCAAUUGCAUCCAGAAGUUCAAGAUGAGGUUGGUUGGAGAACUACACAUCUCAAUUCAAAAUGGGAUUCAAUACUUAGCAUCCUUGGUCCGUCAGAUUGUGACGUGUGUGAUCAAGACACUUGCUUGGGUAGGUGA